Fraxinus pennsylvanica is the source of this 426-nucleotide messenger RNA. NCBI's taxonomy places the organism in Eukaryota, Viridiplantae, Streptophyta, Magnoliopsida, Lamiales, Oleaceae. The record is from the annotation of a GenBank genome assembly.
AUGAAGGAAAAGUUUGACAAAUAUUGGAGUGGCAUGCAUAGAAUUCUAGUUGUUGCAACUAUAUUAGAUCCGAGAUACAAGAUGAAACUAGUUGAAUACCAUUUCCCUCUGAUCUUUGGAGAUGAAGCUCAGGUAGAGGUUGAAAAGGUUAAAGCAUUUUGUCAUAAAUUGCUCAAAGAGUACAAGAGACCAAGGCAUUCGACAGAAAAUACAUCUCACUCUUCAUUAUCUUCGCAAGCAGAGUCGUCUACUACUGUUGGAAAGCAUUCUCGCAUAGCUGGUUUUGAUAAAUUUGUUAGUAAUUCUGUUACCGCUGAUCAUGAAAGAACAUCUAUGAGGGGUUUGAGAAUGGCGGAGAAAGGAGGCUUUGUUACAUGGAUGGUAAUGGAGGUUAUUGCGUCGACACAUAUGAAACGGAAGCAGUAG